GACUCUUCUGUUGCUGUCGUCUUUCUGCUCUCUACUCCCCCCGGUUCGUGGAUAAUAUUUGCCCAAAGUUUCCUGUUAUCCACGGCGACACUGCAGCAUUUGACCGCCGACCGGCCGAAAUGGUGUUUAAAGUGACUGCCAACAGUGCCUGGAGGGCAACGAGGACGCUGUGGCUGCUCGUGCUAGUGAGCCUGUCUGUGUGCAUCUGUGUUUGCCGAGCAUCAUCACCUCAGGAGGACAGUGCCAUGGAGAACAUCGUUACGGAGAAAAAGGCAGAGGAGAGCCACAGGCAGGACAGCGCGGACCUGCUCAUCUUCAUCCUGCUCCUCACCCUCACCAUCCUGACCAUCUGGUUGUUCAAACACCGGCGGUUCAGGUUCCUGCACGAGACUGGACUGGCGAUGAUUUACGGCCUACUCGUUGGCGUGGUGUUGCGCUACGGCAUCCACGUUCCUCGAGACAUCAGCAACAUCACGCUGAGCUGCCCCGUCAACGCCAGCCCCGCCACGCUGCUGGUCAAUGUCAGCGGUAAAUUCUAUGAGUACACCCUGAAAGGAGAGAUCAGCGCCAACGAGGUGGACGACGUGCAGGAUAAUGAGAUGCUGCGAAAGGUGACCUUUGACCCUGAAGUGUUCUUCAAUAUCCUCCUCCCGCCCAUCAUUUUCCACGCCGGCUACAGCUUGAAAAGGAGACACUUUUUCCGUAACAUGGGAUCCAUCCUGGCUUACGCCUUUCUGGGGACAGUUAUUUCCUGUUUUGUUAUUGGGUUGCUAAUGUACGGCUGUGUGAUGCUAAUGAAGAAGGUGGGACAGCUGGGCGGAGACUUCUUCUUCACUGACUGUCUGUUCUUCGGCGCAAUCGUCUCUGCCACAGACCCUGUGACGGUCCUGGCGAUCUUCAACGAGCUGCAGGUCGACGUGGAUCUGUAUGCUUUGCUGUUUGGAGAGAGCGUGCUCAACGAUGCGGUGGCCGUGGUCCUGUCCUCGUCUAUCGUAGCGUACCAGCCACAAGGCGACAACAGUCACACCUUCGAGGUCAUGGCGAUGCUGAAGUCUUUUGGGAUUUUCCUCGGAGUUUUCAGCGGCUCCUUUGCUCUCGGAGUGGCCACCGGAGUCGUCACCGCUCUCGUUACCAAGUUCACCAAGCUGAGGGAUUUCCAGCUGCUGGAGACCGCUCUGUUCUUCCUCAUGUCGUGGAGCACGUUCCUGCUGGCUGAGGCCUGUGGCUUCACAGGUGUGGUCGCAGUCCUGUUCUGUGGAAUCACUCAGGCCCACUACACCUUCAACAACCUGUCCCCUGACUCACAGGACAGGACCAAACAGCUGUUUGAACUGCUAAACUUCCUGGCGGAGAAUUUCAUUUUCUCCUACAUGGGUCUGACCCUCUUCACCUUCCAGAACCACGUCUUUAAUCCCAUGUUCAUCGUUGGAGCGUUUGUGGCCGUGUUCCUGGGAAGAGCUGCGAACAUCUACCCUCUCUCAUUCCUGCUUAAUCUGGGGCGACGCAACAAGAUCAGAUCCAACUUCCAGCACAUGAUGAUGUUUGCUGGACUGCGAGGCGCGAUGACCUUUGCCCUGUCCAUCAGGGACACGGCGACAUACGCCCGUCAGAUGAUGUUCUCCACCACCCUGCUCGUGGUCUUCUUUACUGUUUGGAUUUGUGGAGGUGGCACCACCCAGAUGCUGUCCUGCCAGCGCAUACGAGUGGGAGUGGACUCGGAUCAAGAUAACUCUAUGAGCAUCGCUGAAGGCUCAGAGAGAAGAAGCACCAAACAAGAAAGUGCCUGGCUUUUCAGAAUUUGGUACAACUUCGACCACAACUACCUGAAGCCCAUCCUGACUCACAGCGGCCCCCCUCUCACAGCCACGCUGCCUCCCUGCUGCGGCCCCCUCGCCCGCUUCCUCACCAGCCCUCAGGCCUAUGAGAAUGAGUGCCAGCUGAAGGAUGACGACUCUGACCUCAUCCUGACAGACGGUGACAUCAACCUGACCUACGGCGACAUCACAGUCAGCACAGACGCCACAGGUGCCCACACCAGCGGUGGGCCGGCCUUCGCCGGCGCCACCACCUCUGAUGACUUGGACAGAGAGUUGACGUACGGGGAUCACGAGCUGGUGAUGAGGGGCACACGCCUGGUGCUGCCCAUGGAUGACUCUGAGCCGCCCUUCACAGACCCCCAGCACCGCUUGCGGAUGUGAAGACAGCCCGUCAGCGCAGAUCCAGACAACCGUCCGACUCAGACUGACCCGAGCCAUCAGCGAGCGACCAGUACCUGACACUCCGUCCUUCACUCCUCGGCUUUUUCACAUUCUCUCAUCCCGCUUUCUUUCUCCCCACACAUUUCCUCACAGUCACGUUUUCUCGCUUCCUCAAAUCACUGUCUCUACCUCGUUCUCGCUCUGCUCCUUUCCACACCUUUCUGGCACCUGCCGUAGUUGUACGAUAAUCUUAUUUAUUUACAAGGGUUUUUGUUUUUGUUGGUUUUCACUUGAACAUCAGUUUCUCUAAGUUGUUUCAGCUUAAAAUCAGUCACCUUACUGUAGCAUUGCACAGAGGUCUAGCAGCAUGUGUUAGUGUGUAAAUGCAAGUACCAACCACUAGCUAUUAUGUCGAUGUACAGUAUAUCACAAGAGUACUAUAACUUUGAUAUGCAUGCAGAGGAUGCUUGUUGUUUUCUUUGUGUGGGAGGUUGAGGGCUUUCGUGUUUCGGGUCUGACCAUGAAUGUUGCUGCCUUCUCUCUGUGCAUCAGAGGCAUGCUGACCCAGUGGACAACUUUACUGUACAUUUUGUUACAAUCAAGUGCCUGGGAAUUGUAGUCUUAAGCCUGGCAGCCCGUACGGGACCGGCUCUGGGAAGCAGAGCCAGUUCAGGAAGGGCGGUCAUGCAGUUGUAGUUUUCCUUUGUAAGAAAGAAAAAAAAAAAAAAAACCUCUGUCCA
This is a messenger RNA of Chelmon rostratus (copperband butterflyfish), 2938 nucleotides long. RefSeq names its product solute carrier family 9 member A6a (gene slc9a6a). Bases 120 to 2198 code for a protein of 692 amino acids. NCBI's taxonomy places the organism in Eukaryota, Metazoa, Chordata, Actinopteri, Chaetodontiformes, Chaetodontidae. The record is from RefSeq and is a predicted model, not a curated record. The transcript is spliced from 16 exons. Gene Ontology annotation, cellular component: membrane; recycling endosome. Gene Ontology annotation, biological process: sodium ion transport; regulation of pH; proton transmembrane transport. Gene Ontology annotation, molecular function: sodium:proton antiporter activity.